AUGCCAAAUUCCAAAAAAUUCAAGUCAACAGAAAAAGUCAUGCACUAUUACGUUGACCCUCUACUCCAGAAAAGCAGCAUUGGCCCUGCUUACAUUGGCUGCAAUGGGAUGGCAUUCAGGUCAGUGAAGAACAGGGAUGACACAAGAGUAGAUGCCAUCUGCAGCUACAGAGAUGAGCCUUCAGAUCCCACGUUCAACAGAGUGACUGUUUACCAUGAGCUGAGCAACAUGACAAAUGGCAUCACCAAGCUGGGACACUACAACCUUAACAGCCAGAGCCUCUACGUUAAUGAUUAUAAUGAACCAUACACUCUCUCAUUUAUGAAGCCAUCCACCACCCAAAGCCCAGGGCCAACAACAGAGCAGUUUACACUGAACUUCACUAUAACCAACCUCAGGUUCACGACAGACCUAGCGACACCAAAUUCUGCUAAAUUCAAUUCUACAGAGAAAAUAAUGCAAAGUUAUAUUGAUCGCCUGCUUCAAAGGAGCAGCACUGGCCCUGAUUUCACUGGCUGCAAAGUGAUAGCAUUCAGGUCAGUGAGGAAUAGGGAUAACACAGGAGUAGACACCAUCUGCAACUAUGGAAGUGGCUCUCAAGUGCCCAAAUUUGACCGAGCUAAGGUUUACCAAGAGCUAAGGAGCAUGACCAGUGGCUUUACCAAAUUAGGAGUCUAUAACCUGGACAACAACAGCCUCUAUAUCAAUGGUUACAAUGGACCACCUGAGAGAGCACAUCUGGAUGUACCAAGCACUUACAAGUUCAUUUCCACAGAGAAAAUUAUCAAACAUUAUCUUGACCCUCUUUUUAAGAGAGGCAGCAUAAGCCCUGUCUACACAGGAUGUAGAGUGAUGAGAUUUAGGUCUGUGAAAGACAGGGAUGACACUGGUGUAGAUGCUGUCUGCAGCUACAAAAACAACAUCAGCAUUGCCAGCUUUGACAGAGAAAAGGUUUAUCAUGAGCUGAGCACCAUGACAAAGGGUGUCACCAAGCUAGGGCACUACAGCUUGGAGAAGAACAGCCUGUAUGUCAAUGGUAAGCAUCUGCCUGGAUCCAUAGUGGUUGACUGCAAGUGUUUCUUCCAGCCAGAGCCCAGCAUCAACAGGGCUGCGGUUGAAAGGGCUUUUCAGGAUGGGAUUUCACAUGCGACUGGGCUGCGGCUGGGAAGCAGUUACCAGCUGCAAGGAUUCUCAGUAGACAGCUUAGAACUAGCAAUUGAGGCAGCAACUCACAGAACACCCCUCCAAUCUGAGAAAGAAAGCUUCAGAUUAAACUUCAGUAUCACCAACCUUCACUACUCUCCAGCACUGCAGGACACCAAGUCACAGUUGUCCAAAGUGAACAAGCAGAAGAUUGAGAAGGAGCUUGACGUAUUCCGAACUAGCAGCCUGAAGGACUACUUUGUUGGCUGUACUGUUGAGAGCUUUGGGCCUGUCCUUGGGAAAGCUUACACAAGUGUUGCCUCCAUCUGCAAAUUCACACUGCACCCCUCCUCGAGGGCUUUACAAAGGGAAGUAGUAUAUGAGGAGCUGAAACACUUGACGCAAGGGUUCACCAAGCUGGGCCCCAGCUACCAGCUGGACGAGCAUAGUUUGGGUGUUGAUGGUUACUCUCCACUCAAAACAGCUGAGCAGGAAAGAUCUGAUUGUCUUUUGCCUAAGAAGAAAGUCAAACCUGUACCAGGUUCAACAGAGUAUCCUGCAAGAAGCAAAUCUAAACUUCCCCUAGAGCCACUGCUGGGGCCUUGCAGCUCCCCUUCUCUGCUCCAGCCCCAGACCCCAGCCCCAGCCAAGGGACCAGGAAAACUACAUGAGGACCUCCCAGAUCCAGGAUCUGCAAGAGACACAUCCUCAGACACAGCUAGUUCCUCAUCAAGUGAGCACUCCUUUGAGACAAGAACUGGAGCUGUUGUGAUAGAUAUCGGCACGGGGAGCUGUAAAGCAGGGUUUGCCGGACAACAGAAACCCAAGUCUGAAAUCAGCACCUUGGUUGCCUAUCCUUCAGAGCAAUUCCUAGGCUCAGAAAAGGCCGGUCCUCACACCUUCUUCAGGGAGGAAGCCUUGCUUCACACCGAUGUUGACAUCAUUGGGCUUGUGCAGAGCAGCAUCAUCAACUGGGAGGCAGCUGAAAUCCUGUGGCAGCACAUGUUCUACCAUGACCUCAUGGUCCCCCCUGAGGAGCACGCUUUACUCAUCACAGAUCCCCCCCUGAGUCCUAUCACCAACCGAGAAAAGAUGGUGGAGCUGGCAUUUGAGUCACUGAACUCCCCUGGCAUUUACAUCGCCUCACAGUCUGUCCUCUCAGUAUAUGCCCAUGGUCAAACUAGUGGUUUAGUUGUGGAUGCAGGCUACGCCGUGACCCACACGGUACCCGUCCAUGAGGGUUACAGCUUACCACACGCUGUCGAGAGAAUGGAUAUUGCCGGAUCCCACAUGACACAUUACCUGAUGAAGCUUCUCAGGGACUCUGGGUACACGAUCAGUGAAGGGAUAACCCAAGUCAUAGAAGACAUCAAACACAAAUGCUGCUACGUUGCUCCUGACUUUGAAAAUGAGUGCUACCUCCCUAAGGCCACCUACAUGGUGGAUUUCCCCUUACCAGAUGGUCAGACCAUCAGUCUUGGGAAGGAGAGGUUCCAGUGCCCAGAGGUGCUCUUCAACCCCCCCCAGGCACACGGGAUUUCUUACGUGGGCAUUCAUGAGAUGGCCCAGAGAAGUCUAAACAAAGUUCCAGAAGCGGUCAGGGAAAAAAUGUACAAAAACAUCCUCCUGUGUGGAGGCUCCUCUCUCUUUGAGGGGCUAGAGGAGAGGUUUUCCAGUGAGCUCCUCCGAAAAAUGCCCUCUAAUGACAAAAUCAGAGUAUCUGCCAUCCCCUUGAGGAGAUAUUCUGCCUGGAUGGGGGGGUCCAUCCUUGCCUCCCUGAAAAAUUUCCAAUCAUGCUGGAUCCGAAAGGAGGAGUACAGCGAACACGGACCAUGUAUUGUCCAUCAGAAAUGCUACUGA
Molecule: messenger RNA, 3003 nt
Organism: Struthio camelus australis
Lineage: Eukaryota; Metazoa; Chordata; Aves; Struthioniformes; Struthionidae
Source: RefSeq, a predicted model, not a curated record